Molecule: messenger RNA, 972 nt
Organism: Lodderomyces parapsilosis
Lineage: Eukaryota; Fungi; Ascomycota; Pichiomycetes; Serinales; Debaryomycetaceae
Gene: MCT1
Product: [acyl-carrier-protein] S-malonyltransferase
Exons: 1
Coding region: 1-972 (323 amino acids)
Biological process (GO): fatty acid biosynthetic process
Cellular component (GO): mitochondrion
Molecular function (GO): [acyl-carrier-protein] S-malonyltransferase activity
Source: RefSeq, a predicted model, not a curated record
AUGAACCAACAGUUGUUGAACAAUAUCAAAAAGUAUGCUAUCACAUGUCCCGGCCAAGGUAUAAUACGAAAUGGGUUGCUUGAGGAAAAUAAAAGGUAUCGUCACUUAUUCCAGCCGUACUUGGAGGAAGUUGACUUUGCAUUGGGUUACAACUUCUCCCAACAUCUAUUUCAAAGAAAUGUGAGUGAAGAAGAAACACGUAAUUGGCUACAGCGGACAUCGAAUGCUCAACCGGCGAUCCUUGCUUCCACUUACGUUACCCUCAAAGCUUUUGAAAAGGUUUACGAUGUCGAUUUGUUGAAGAAUACACAGUUUCUCCUUGGACACUCGCUUGGAGAGUACACAGCAUUGACAUUAAGCGGUGUUUUUGAUCUACUGACGGCAGUGAAGAUAGUCAGGGAAAGAGGUAGAUUGAUGGAAGAGAUGGUUCGUAAGUCACACAAGCAGUUUGGAAUGAUUGCGUUGAUAAUAAGACCCGAACAUGUGAAUGAGGUAAUUGAUCUUGCAACUGAGCACAACGUUUUAGGAAAUGUAAACUCAAAAUACCAAGUGGUGAUCUCAGGUGAACUCGAUAAGCUUGAUAUAUUUGUUGGAGUUUUGAGAAAGCAAGACAAAAGGAUGUUGUUGAAAGCAGAAAAGUUACCAGUAUCCAUCCCUUUCCAUAAUACGAUGUUAAAGGAAAUCGUUCCAGAGUUGAAAUCAACAGUGAAGGGCAAAAUCAGACCUCAAAAGAUACCAAUCAUUUCCAACCUCGAUGGAGAAGUUUCGACUGACGCAAUGUCAACAGUUGAGAAAACAUUGAAUGCCAAUUACGAGCCAGUUCAAUGGAUUAAAUCAAUGAACAAGUUGUCAGCAUCUGGCGUGAACACUGUACUCAAUUUGGGACCUGGAACGAUUCUCAAUGCCAUAAACAAGCGAUACCCAGUGAAGUGCAUACCUAUAGAAUGUAUUGAACAAUUUAGUGUGGAUUGA